Messenger RNA from Vigna umbellata (rice bean), 462 nucleotides. The record is from RefSeq and is a predicted model, not a curated record. Lineage: Eukaryota; Viridiplantae; Streptophyta; Magnoliopsida; Fabales; Fabaceae.
ACAUAUUCAAAUAUGUAUAUAAAUAUUGGUAAAUACAUGGUUUUCUACUUUCUGGUUGGAAACGUGUUCUUCUGGAGUGUGUUAUCAGGAUCCCUUCUUGAUUUAAUUGGAGAAUUUAUUACUCAACCCAAAGCCCUUCCAACUCAUCUUGCCGGAGCUGUCUCUGCCCAAGCAGAUUUCUUUGUGACAUACAUCUUGACAGAUGGUCUCUCUGGAUUUUCUUUGGAGGUUCUCCAGCCUGGCAUGCUAAUUUGGGAUAUUUUGAAGUCUCGUGUUUAUGGCUCUCAAAAAGAGACAAGUCCUUACCUUUAUUCAUUUCCUUACUUUAGAAUAAUCCCUUUAGUCUCUCUCUCUCUCAGUUAUAAUCGGCAUAGUGUACGCAGUAGUGGCACCAUUGUUGCUACCGUUUCUUAUAGUGUACUUCUGUUUGGGCUAAUGUCUCAAGAUUUUGGGUUAAAAUAA